This is a messenger RNA of Cercopithifilaria johnstoni, 2526 nucleotides long. The record is from the annotation of a GenBank genome assembly. Lineage: Eukaryota; Metazoa; Nematoda; Chromadorea; Rhabditida; Onchocercidae.
AUGGUCAAUACUCCAUUAAGACGUCAUUUCAAAUCACUUUUUACUAAUUAUUCCGCUUCGCCUGGUUUAUCUGCAGCUCUGAAAAUUUCCGGAAUUUUUCGUCAUUAUGAUGCCUCUCAUCGACAGUUCACUUGUACAUUGAAGGACGAUGAAGCAUUGUAUGAUGCAUUGCAAAUACAAAUGAAUGAAAUUUAUAACAGUGAAAUUGAAUGUAAUGCUGCAUUAAGGAUAAAACAAACAGGUGUUUACGCAGCUCGUGUGAAUGGAUCCUGGAAACGUGUACGUGUUGACCAAAUUGAUUAUAAUAUAAAUCAAUGUUUCAUUGAAACAGUAGAUGAUGGACAAUUUCUAACACUUAAUCGUUAUGAGUUAUUUAUGUUGCAUCCGAAAUUUCUCACCGGUCAGUAUAAACGAACUUUUGGUGUGCGCUUUGUAUCACCGCAUAAAUCAAAGCAAAAUUCCCUAAUGGCAGCAGGUUUUAUUGAUGAACAAAGAUUGCAUAAUGGACAGUUAGUGAAUAUCUUUGUUUUCUCUGAUCGUGAACCAUUUUUAGCACUUCUUACUGAAGCUUUUGUAAGGGUUCAAGUAGAAAAGUUAAUUGAUGAUCUUGAUCCAGGAAGUGCAAGACUUUGGGCAACAACGCUAACCGGGGAAUCACGUCGAUGUCGCGGUGUAGCAUUUGGCUCAUAUACCAUGGCCAAUUUACCAUGUGAUAUUUGGUGUGACGUAACAGUUGUAGCAUUUGAAAGUUUAGAAGAUGUGCAAGUUCGAGGACCAGAGCAAUCAAUUCGUCUAAUGUAUCUCGAACAAUUUCUUGAAUCAGUGUACGAUAACGAGGAGCUACGUGGUAAAUUAGCUUUUGAGACAGGUGUGCAUAUCGGCGAGGGUUUAGCGUGCGUUGCAUGGGAUAAUGGCAAUCAACGUUGGGUGCGUGCUCGUGUGAUUUGUACUAGCGGAGAUCGUUCAGUGAUAGAUGUCACUUCCGUCGAUUACCCGUCUAUUACGUUACGUAGCUUGAAAUUCCGUGAUGGUGAAAUUUACAUGCUUCGAACGGAUUUGUUAUUUCCUCCACUAUGCUGUUCUAUUCGAGCAAUCGAUACCACUGAUAAGUUGGAAACGUUCACCAAAUCGACAGUAGCAAAAGAAGUCCUCCAAGUCGGGACCCAUGUACGUGUCUACUCUCCUGCGUCAUCAACCCUCUCAAUCAUUGAGCUCGUAAAUGGGCUAAAGCUUGAAGAAUACAUUGAACAUGCCCUGGAGGUGGAUUCCGUCCGUCGAUCAGGACUUGGACAAAACUAUUCAGAUAUUUUAGGAAACAUCGAUACAAGAAUAGAUCGGCUAUACUUAACUUCGGGCAGAGAUUCACAUGCUGAUAUGGCGUCUUUCUCAUCCAGCAUGAGUUUCCCGCGCACAGUGCUUGUUCCACAGGAACGCCACUUUGAACCCUUCAGUCAUUCACUGUCAUUAGGUUCACAGCGGCGAACAUUACCUUUGCGUUGUGGUGUCAGUUCUUUGCAACCAUCGCAACGGCAUUAUACAGGUGCGUUUAACACCUUAGCUGCAAAUCGUUUAAGGUCAAUUCCACCCUCACCUAUAAUGCCAGUUUCAUCAUUAUCAUCAUCAUCAUCAUCAUCAUCAUCAUCACCACAGUCACACUUCAAAACACCCAAAUUAUUUCCACGGUCAACGGUCGAACUUCCUGGAACACCUCUCAAAGAAAAUCCCUUCCGGAUAUCAUUUCCAUUGCAUAAAAAGCAACGAAAACCAUCAGUUUCUUCAUCUUCUUCUACGAAUUUCGAAAAUGACUAUUUAAAUAAAUCGCUUACUUCUUGCGAAUCAGAUAGCGAAAAUGAUGCUUUCAACAAGUCGGUCAGACGAAAACAGCAAUCAAAAGGACCAUCAGUCGUUAUAGUUCGGCCAUCUCCUCCACUACAAAAUUCCGACUCAUACUCUGAAAAUUCUGAUCCACGUGAGAAAUCAGUGCAGGUGGAAGUUCUGAGCAUAAACUGCGCGACAGAAAUCUUUUUAAGUACAGCAGAAACUAAAAUGCAAUAUGAGGCACUCAGAAAGAAGCUUUCAUAUAUAGAUGAUACUGACCUGCUAGAAGUAUCAGGAUCAUGGUGUUGUCAAAAUGAACAUUAUUUGUUUUGGUUUGAUGAUUGUUGGAAUCGAGUGAAAAUUUUGGCUCGUGAAGAUGAUGAAUGGAAAGUAUUAUGUGUGGAUACUGGCGAAGAGAAGUUUGUCGAGUAUAAUUCGCGAUUUUAUCGUUUGCCUAAGCGGCUGUCAAUCGAGGAAUGGCCUCCAACAUGUUUGGGACCACUUCGCUUGUCUGGUCCAAUGGAUGCACGGUGGUUGGGUAUUGGAGCACGUAUUUUUCUACGCAGCAUAUGCAAAGAAGCGCUACACUUAACGGCUCUGUUUGGCAAAGGCGAAAGCGAUCGAAGCAUAUUGUUGUACGAUGAAAGGGGACGUUGCCUGAAUGAUCAUUUCGUUAAAUUUGUCGAAAAACAAACGUUAAUCAAAUAG